AUGGUACGUAACAGCACUUCACACGUUAAUAGUACCACCGAAAAGAGUAAAGAAGAGGAUAAACAUGAUACUGAGGAGUUAACACAUGAUAAUGAAUCGCAUACUCUCGGCACAGUGGCAGAAGACCGUAUUGGAAGUACAUCGGAAGUAGGACAUGGUGUGACAAAUCCGAAUGAGCUAAGUCAUGAACCACAGACUAACACGGAACGCAGUCAUUCCAAGAAGAUCAAGUUUUACGCAGGAUGUUGUAAAAAGGAUGGCAGUGCCGAAUGUAAGACAUGGUUAAACGAUGAGAAGGAUAUGUCUAUUGGUGUGAAAUUGUUUGGUAUGGACUUUAAUGAAACUGAAAAAGAUAAAUACAUGAGCAAAGGUUUUAUCACUUUUAUGGAACCAGAGUCCUCUGCGAAAUCGAGUGGCGCAGAAAUGUCCACAAUGAAACUGAAUUAUGAAACUAAUGGUAAUUAUACGAAAUGUUUUGGGAGAUCGCUGAAUCAACCAUUCGGUUAUGAUAAUACAGUUGAUUUCAAGGCGAUCUGUUCUAAAAAUAAUUUUGGAAUUGUGAAUUGCGACACGUACGAUGAUUCUGUAAACCCUAAUGAUGACAAAAUGGAGCUGGUUAAAUUAUCUUGCAUCGAUUCUAAAGAUUAUAUACACUGUCAAGGUGUUUCGAUUGUCAAAGGCAUUGAUUUUGGUCCAAAGAGGGAGCUUCCUCAUGUUCCCAUCCUCGCACCGAUUGAACCUAGCACAUGAACCAGUUUCGGGUAACGCUGCCCUCAUUGUAGGAGUUUGUGCAGUUCCGUUUUUAUUCCUUUUGGUUUUCCUUUUUGUUUGGUGUAUCAGGAGACGAAAGAAAAAAAGAGGAAGCUACGUAGUGCAUGGCAAAAUGGUGGAUACAACAAAAGUUA
Molecule: messenger RNA, 905 nt
Organism: Vavraia culicis subsp. floridensis
Lineage: Eukaryota; Fungi; Microsporidia; Pleistophoridae
Exons: 1
Coding region: 1-750 (249 amino acids)
Source: RefSeq, a predicted model, not a curated record